Molecule: messenger RNA, 938 nt
Organism: Dermatophagoides pteronyssinus (European house dust mite)
Lineage: Eukaryota; Metazoa; Arthropoda; Arachnida; Sarcoptiformes; Pyroglyphidae
Source: RefSeq, a predicted model, not a curated record
UUUAAAUUGUAUUAAAUUUUGACUUUGAGUUUGUGCUUAGAAUAAUUUUUUCUUGUUUUUUUUUGGAAUUAUAUUGACAAAACCUGAGCCUAUGAAAAUGUCUCAACUACGCUCAACGAAUAUUUCGACCAUUUUUUUGGUCAUUAUUUUUAUUGUUCAUUGCGUUUGUUUAUCAUCCGCAUCACCAACAACAACGAAAGUAAUUUCAAAGAAACGAUUAAUGGCCCGGAUGGCAUUAAAUCAACAAACAGUCGAAUUAGCUGAAUCGAUUAAAACUGCAUUGGAAAAAUCGGAAACAAUGUUAAAAGAAUCACCAUGUAAUGGUCAUAAUAAAGUUGAAACAUUAGUACCAGAAAGUGGAAAUAUUCAUAAUACAUUUUGGAAAAUGAUUAUGACCGAUGAACGAGCAUAUUUAAAAUCAUUGGAAAAACGAUUAAAAUUUUCAGCCGAACAUUUAAAUAAUCCAUUUUUACAUAAAUCAACUGAAUUCUUAAUCAAUGAUAUGGAAUUAAUGAUGAAAUUUUUUCCAUUUCUUUGUGAUCUAAUCAAUGGUGAUGAAGAUGAUGAUGAUGUUGGAUUAUCUGGUUUAAGUGAUUCUAUUGAUGAACUUAUUGAAGGUGCUGAAAUUGAAGCAAAUUUUCUAAUGCAUGAAGAUCGACGUUCCGAAUCGGAUCAAAUUUAUGAUCGAUCAAAAUUUUUACGUGAUCGUUUACAUGAUUUACAGACAAAAAAAUUAUCUGAUAAUCCUCAAGAUAUUUAUAAUGCAUUGAAAAAUCUUUUCAUUGAAAUUGCAAAAUUUGAACAUUUUGUUUUAGAUUUACAGAAACAUUUUAGCGUUAAUUAUGCUAAUAUUGAUUAUUAUAAUUAUUAAUUUCACAAGGUGAAAACCACAAAGACAAUUUUAUUUAAAAAAUAAAAAAUUUUUAUUACAAAAUUUC